GACGACCUUUGGCGGUUCUGCUUUAGGCUCUGGCGAGUGUGGCGUGCACCGGCCGCGGAAGCCGUAGGGAGGACGCGGGGACUCCCGGAAGCGGGACAUGGGUGUGUGUUCAUUGCUAUAAAUAUCCCUCUAUGAACUGCUUUUGCUGCAUUUCACAAAUUUUGGACUCAGUGACCUUUGAAGAUGUGGCCGUCACUUUUACCCUGGAGGAGUGGGCUAUGCUGGAUCAUUUCCAGAGGAAACUCUACAGAGAUGUCAUGGGGGAAAUCUAUACAAACUUGGCUUCCAUAGGGAAACAAUGGAAAGACCAGAGUAUUCAGCAUCAGUACAAAAAUCAGAGCAGAAAUCUGAGCAAUCAUAUUGUAGAGAAAGUUGGUGAAAUUAAAGCAAGUCCUCACUGUGGAGAAACCUUCAGCCAGAUUCCAAAUCUUAAUGUGAAUAAGAAAAGUCCUCCUGGAGUAAAACCAUGUGAAUGUAGCUUGUGUGAAAAAGUCUUCAUGUAUCAUUCAUCCCUUAAUAGGCACAUCACAUCUCACACUGGACACAAACCAUAUGAAAGUGAUGAAUACAGAGAGAAGCCAUAUAAAUGUAAGCAGUGUGGAAAAGCUUUCAUUUCUCUCCCAGUUGUUCGAAGACACAUGAUAAGACACACUGUAGAUAGACCUUAUCAGUGUAAGGUAUGUGGGAAAGCGUUUGGCUAUCGCAGUUCAUUUCAAAGUCAUGAAAGAACUCACACUGGAGAGAAACCCUAUGAAUGUAAACAAUGUGGUAAAACCUUUAGUUAUCCCAGUUAUGUUCAACAACACGAAAGAAUUCACACUGGAGAGAAACCCUAUGAGUGUAAGGAAUGUGGGAAAGCCUUUAGGUUUUCCAGUUGCCUUCAAAGACAUGAAAGAACUCACACUGGAGUGAAACCCUAUGAGUGUAACGAAUGUGGGAAAGCUUUCAUUUCUCUUCCAGAUGUUAGAAGACACAUGAUAACACACACUGGACAUGGACCUUAUAAAUGUCAGGUAUGUGGGAAAGCCUUUGGCUGUCUCAGUUCAUUUCAGUGUCAUGAAAGGACUCACACUGGAGAGAAACUAUAUGAGUGUGAACAAUAUGGUAAGGCCUUCAGUUGUCCUAGUUCUGUUCGAAGACAUGAAAGAAUCCACACUGAAGAGAAACUCUGUAAAUGUAAAGACUGUGGGAAGGCCUUCAUUUCUCUUGCAGAUGUUCAAAGGCACAUGAUAACACACACAGGAUAUGGACCUUAUGAGUGUAAGGUAUGUGGGAAAGCCUUUGUCUACCCCAGGUCAUUUCAAAUGCAUGAAAGGGCACACACUGGAGAGAAGCCCUAUGAAUGUAAGAAAUGUGGGAAAGCCUUCACUUCUCUCUCAAGUGUUCAGAGACAUAUGAUACUGCACACUGGAGAUGGUCCUUAUAAAUGUAAGGUAUGUGAGAGAGCCUUUGACUGUCUCAGUUCAUUUCAAAGUCAUGAAAGGACACACACUGGAGAGAAGCCCUAUGAAUGUAAGAAAUGUGGAAAAGCCUUCACUUCUCUCUCAAGUGUUCAGAGACACAUGUUAACACACACCGGAGAUGGACCUUAUCAAUGUAAGGUAUGUUGGAAAGCAUUUGACUGUCCCAGUUCAUUACAAAUGCAUGAAAGGACUCACAAUGGCGAAAAACCCUAUGAAUGUAAACAAUGUGGUAAGGCCUUCAGUAGGUCCAGUUCCUUUAGAGUACAUGAAAGAAUUCACACUGGAGAGAAACCCUACGAAUGUAAGGAAUGUGGUAAAGCUUUCACUUGUUCCAGUUCCUUUCGAAAGCAUGAAAAAACUCAUACUGAAAAAAAAUCCUAAAUUUAUGGUUGUGGAAAAGCCUUCAGUUAACCUAUAGACUUAAAAAACAUGUAGAA
Cynocephalus volans (Philippine flying lemur) is the source of this 1900-nucleotide messenger RNA. RefSeq names its product zinc finger protein 564-like. The record is from RefSeq and is a predicted model, not a curated record. Gene Ontology annotation, molecular function: DNA-binding transcription repressor activity, RNA polymerase II-specific. Bases 132 to 1844 code for a protein of 570 amino acids. The transcript has 5 exons. Gene Ontology annotation, biological process: negative regulation of transcription by RNA polymerase II. Gene Ontology annotation, cellular component: nucleus. NCBI's taxonomy places the organism in Eukaryota, Metazoa, Chordata, Mammalia, Dermoptera, Cynocephalidae.